Messenger RNA from Pocillopora damicornis (cauliflower coral), 2147 nucleotides. Its product is annotated as nuclear valosin-containing protein-like. Gene Ontology annotation, cellular component: nucleus. Lineage: Eukaryota; Metazoa; Cnidaria; Anthozoa; Scleractinia; Pocilloporidae. Gene Ontology annotation, molecular function: preribosome binding; RNA binding; ATP hydrolysis activity. The record is from RefSeq and is a predicted model, not a curated record. Gene Ontology annotation, biological process: ribosome biogenesis.
UCAAGAAGAAAAAGAAGAGCUUUUAAGCAAUCUGUGGAGAAAGUUUGUGACGCAAUUAUUAAGGAGCAAGAGGAAGAUGAACACCUUCAGCACUUGGAAGAAAGAUUUCUUCAAAAGAGAAAAAACUCACCUGACCUCAGGAAUAUUAUAGAUGAUGAUGAUGAUGAAUAAAAUGACAGAUGUAAAUGGGAAGAGGAAAAGAAGCCCCCUUAAAGAUGAGAAGGAAACAGGGACAACACCCAAGAAAAGCAGGAGAAGCUUACAGAGGAAUGGUAAAGAAAAACCUGCAAAAGACCCUGAAUUUGAGCUCACCAAAUCAUCAGUAAAAUUCUCAGACAUUGGGGGUUGUGAUGACACUGUGGAUCAAGUUUGUAAACUGCUGGUUCACAUGAAGCAUCCUGAAGUGUUCCGCACACUUGGAGUGACCCCGCCCAGAGGGUUCCUCCUUCAUGGUCCUCCAGGAUGUGGCAAGACAUUACUAGCCCAUGCUAUUGCAGGGGAGUUGGAAAUGCCUUUCAUCAAACUGGCUGCCACAGAAAUUGUGUCAGGAGUGUCAGGAGAAUCAGAAGAGAAAGUCAGAGAGUUAUUUUCACGAGCUGUGGCCCAUUCUCCAUGUGUGUUAUUUCUGGAUGAAAUAGACUCUAUCACACCCAAAAGAGAAACAGCUUCCAAAGACAUGGAACGAAGAAUUGUGUCACAGCUUUUGACUUGCAUGGAUGACUUGAACAGCAACUCAGAUGUUCAAGUAAUGGUUAUAGGAGCAACCAACAGGCCGGAUUCGCUUGAUCCUGCACUGCGUCGUGCUGGUCGGUUUGACAGGGAAAUCUCUAUGGGCAUACCUGAUGAAAAUGCAAGAGAAAGGAUUUUGAGAGUUCUUUGCCAGAAGUUGAGGCUAGAGGAAAAUUUUUGUUUUUCUGUGCUGGCUCGUCUUACUCCAGGAUUUGUUGGUGCAGAUCUUAUGUCACUUGCAAGAGAAGCAGCCUUGAUAGCGGUUAACAGGAUAUUUCAAGAACUUGAAAGGAACGCAGAAAACAAGCGUGAAAAAAAUGAGACAAUGGCGACCACUGAACAACAGAAAGAGUCUGACGGGUUACAGGAUAUAAGGGAAUCCUCUGAUACUGUUCCUAGGUCAUUCAGUGUGACUGAAUGGCUAAAAGAGCAAUCACCGCUGACAGAGGAUGAGCUAGAGAAGCUUUGUAUUAACAUGGAUGAUUUCAAGACAGCCUUGUCUCAAGUCCAGCCUUCAGCAAAGAGAGAAGGAUUUGCCACCAUACCUGGAGUGACAUGGGAAGAUGUUGGAGCACUCAAAGAUGUCAGAGAGGAGCUUACUAUGGCUAUUCUGGCUCCAGUGAAAUAUCCAGGAGAAUUCCAAGCGCUCGGUCUGACUCAACCCCCGGGGAUUCUACUGGCUGGACCACCAGGCUGUGGUAAAACUCUUCUAGCAAAGGCGAUAGCAAAUGAGUCCGGCAUCAAUUUUAUCUCCGUCAAAGGACCAGAACUUCUUAGCAUGUAUGUUGGUGAAAGUGAGCGAGCCGUUAGACAAGUGUUCCAAAGAGCUAGGAAUUCUUCGCCGUGUGUAAUCUUCUUCGAUGAACUGGAUGCACUCUGCCCUAGGAGAUCCGACAGUGCAGAGUCUAGUGUAAACGUACGAGUCGUCAAUCAGCUGCUGACUGAGAUGGAUGGUCUGGAGGCCAGGAAACAAGUAUUCAUCAUGGGAGCUACAAACCGACCAGAUAUCAUCGACCCGGCUGUGCUGAGACCGGGACGACUUGAUAAAGUUCUGUAUGUUGGUCUUCCGGACACAGACGACAGAGAAGACAUCCUCAGAACACUCACCAAGGAUGGGAAGAAACCAUUGCUUCUGCCUGAUGUUAGUAUCCGAGAUCUUGCACAGGAUGAAAGAUGCGAAGGCCUUUCGGGAGCUGAUUUAGCGGCAUUGGUGCGCGAAGCUUGUAUGGUAGCUCUACGAGAACGAAUCCACGUGCACUCCACUGGUCACGAGUCUAUUGAGAAUCAACCUCCCCCGGAACAAAGCCCCUUAGGGGUGGGUAAGAGGCAUUUUUUGGCGGCCUUUCAGAAAGUGAAGCCGUCAGUGAGCAAGAAGGAUCAAGCUUUGUACGGAAAAAUGAGGACAUUGCCAACGACCG